This is a messenger RNA of Striga asiatica, 555 nucleotides long. The record is from the annotation of a GenBank genome assembly. Lineage: Eukaryota; Viridiplantae; Streptophyta; Magnoliopsida; Lamiales; Orobanchaceae.
AUGUUUGAUUGCUCUAAAGAAGGGAAGAAAAAUGUGUCGUACCGAAAUAAACGAGGUGAAACUAAGGAACGUAAACGUGGGGAGACUCGUUGUAACUGCCCAGCUCGAAUGAGCGUUUGGAAAAAAAAUGAAACUUGGGUGGUGAAGCAUUUUGUAGAGAAGCACAAUCAUCUGCUCGCUACUCCUAGGAAGGUCCACUUUUUGAGAUCUCAUAGAGGUGUGUCAGCUACAAAAAGAGCGCUUGUCCAGGAGUACACGGAGGCAAAUAUCCCCACGUGCAAACAAGUUAGAUUGUUUGAAAUUGAUUCUGGUGAAUCUUUUGAAGGCAUACGUGGGGCGCUGAUGAAAAUAACAAGAGAGCUCAUCGAUGAUGCAUCGUUGACUGAGGCGAGAAGCAAGUUUUUAAUGGAGAAACUCAAAAUUUUGAAAUGGGAGAGGGGCCAUGACAAGCGCAAAUGUCUCAAUCCUAGCAUUCAACUUGAAGUUGAUCCAUACCGUCCAGACAUGUCAAAAGUGACAAAUUCUGGUGGAAAUUUCAUGUCUGAAAUUGAUUAG